Messenger RNA from Amorphotheca resinae ATCC 22711, 1656 nucleotides. RefSeq lists its product as hypothetical. The transcript is spliced from 3 exons. Lineage: Eukaryota; Fungi; Ascomycota; Leotiomycetes; Helotiales; Amorphothecaceae. The record is from RefSeq and is a predicted model, not a curated record. The coding region runs from base 237 to 1391 and encodes 384 amino acids. Gene Ontology annotation, molecular function: high-affinity zinc transmembrane transporter activity. Gene Ontology annotation, cellular component: plasma membrane. Gene Ontology annotation, biological process: zinc ion import across plasma membrane.
CUCCUUCCAUCAUCAUAUCAAAUCAACCUUGAGAGCUGGCCUGUCAAAUAGAUGUCAUAGAUAUACGAGUUGCUCUUUUGAUAUAAGAAUAAGAGAUCUGCGACCAUCGAUUGCUCUUCCUUGACUGCGUCUCUCUCUUUUCCUCCUCUCUCUUUUCCUCUCCUCCUCUCUCCCAUCAUUCUUUUCCCAGUCCCCACCUACAACGAUUCACUUCUCUGCAACAAAAUUCAAACACAAUGGCUUCCGAUUUCGAUCCCUCCGCGGUAGACCUCAACACCGCCGACCCGACCCAGGUCGUGUGUUUCCUUCAGGCCGGCCAGAACGAGUAUGACGGCCGCCUGGGCGCCCGCAUCUCGGCCCUCUUCGUGAUCCUCGUCGUGUCCAGUGCUACCACCUUCUUCCCCGUCGUGGCCGCCCGCGUCCGCUGGGUGCGCGUGAACAUCUAUGUCUACCUCUUCGCGCGCUACUUCGGCGCCGGCGUCAUCAUCGCCACGGCCUUCAUCCAUCUCCUCGAUCCAGGCUAUGCAUCGAUCGGCCCCGACACCUGCGUCGGCAUGACCGGAGGCUGGGCCUCCUUCUCCUGGCCGCCCGCCAUCGCCCUGACCUCCACCAUGGGCGUCUUCCUCAUGGACUUCGCCGCCGAGCGCUACGUCGAGUACAAGUACGGCCUCGCCCACAGCCAUCAGGACGUCGAGGCCCUCGUCACCGACCACGCCGGCCCGCUCAACCCCCGCGCGCCCCUGAGCCACCACCAGCUGCACUCGGGCGACCAGGACGAGAGUUUCCACGCCGCCGUCGCCGCCGCUGCGAUCCAGGACACCCCCCGCAACCCUGCCGCCCCGACGCACAAGGAGGAGCUGCACGAGAGCGACGUCGAGCUCGCGGGGUCAUCCGGCGCGAGCACGACCUCCGCCGACGAGCGUUCCUUCCGGCAGCAGAUCGCCGCGUUCCUGAUCCUCGAGUUCGGCGUCAUCUUCCACUCCGUGAUCAUCGGCCUGAACCUCGGGACCGCCGGCUCCGAGUUCUCGACCCUCUACCCGGUCAUCGUCUUCCACCAGUCCUUCGAGGGCCUCGGGAUCGGCGCCCGCAUGUCCGCCAUCCCGUUCCCGUCGCGCGUCGCCUGGCUGCCGUGGGUGCUGUGCACGGCCUACGGCCUGACGACGCCGCUGGCCAUCGCCAUCGGGCUAGGCGUGCGCACCACGUAUAACGCGGGCAGCUUCACGGCGAACGUGGUGUCGGGCGUGCUGGACUCGACGUCGGCGGGGAUCCUGAUCUAUACGGGGCUGGUGGAGCUGCUGGCGAGGGAUUUCCUGUUUAACCCGGAGCUGACGCGCGACUCGAGGAGGAAAGGAAGGGAAAGGAAGGGAAAGGAAGGGAAGGGAAGCGAAUAAAAUACCCGAAUAGCAAACAGAAGAAUCCAAAUGUAGAAAGGAGGAAAGGAAGGAAAAGGAAGGGAAAGGAAAUGCACAAAAUACCCAAAUAAAUAAACAGAAGACUCCAAAUGUAAAAAGGAGGUAGACUAGCGUAAUAAAACAAAAAGGCACAAGACUUCUGCCAAUCUUCACCGGCCUGAGACCGCCAGCGUCAAUUUAUCCUUGAUAUACAAGUAGUCACCGAGACUGUCUAGAUCCCGACGGGAAUUCCUGAAAGUACUCA